UUCCUCUUCAUUCAUCAUCUCAUUCGUGUCAUAACAAUGUUCAGACCAGAUGUCGAAGAGUCGGUUUCACUUUUCAUAUCCUUGGCAUGUAUCUCAGUCAUGUCCUUACUCUUUGGUCGCAAGACCUCUGGGACACGAUAGGAACCAUCAACUAUGCACGAGGGCUCGUCAUUUCUUUAUACUUGGUCUCCUGGGCCUUUUCUUUCGUCGCCACUAUGCUGACUCAGACCAACAACUUUAAUACCAUAUCCUGCAGUAUGUCCAUCCUCUCUUGUAUCGUCCUCUAUGCUCUGUCCAAGAUUAUCAUCUACCUCUUCUUGAUGGAAAAGGUCUACGUCGUCACUGCUGUGGGUUCUACACGAAAAGACUUUCCAGUAAGCAGAGAUUACCGAAAGAAAAGAAAUAUCAUGGCCAAGGAUAUAAGUACCAAUAAUGAACAACGAACGCGCCAUCGUAUUCGCACAUGUAUUAAUCAUAGCUCUUCUUCCAUUUAAUUCACCAUUCACUUUAUAGCUAUACAGAAUCAAUAUGGUCUUGAUGCUACCAUUCGUAGGGAUUCUGGCCCUGAUGUUCAUUUAUAGAGUGUCCAAGGUCAACGAGG
Messenger RNA from Lobosporangium transversale, 601 nucleotides. RefSeq lists its product as hypothetical. The transcript is spliced from 2 exons. The record is from RefSeq and is a predicted model, not a curated record. NCBI's taxonomy places the organism in Eukaryota, Fungi, Mortierellomycota, Mortierellomycetes, Mortierellales, Mortierellaceae. The coding region runs from base 87 to 494 and encodes 135 amino acids.